Phaeodactylum tricornutum CCAP 1055/1 is the source of this 1649-nucleotide messenger RNA. RefSeq lists its product with no specific name. The coding region runs from base 111 to 1625 and encodes 504 amino acids. The record is from RefSeq and is a predicted model, not a curated record. Gene Ontology annotation, molecular function: glycosyltransferase activity. The transcript is spliced from 2 exons. Lineage: Eukaryota; Bacillariophyta; Bacillariophyceae; Surirellales; Neidiaceae.
AAUGACCAAAUGCAUCCUUAUUGAGAGUUCAGAUUUACCGCGUUGUCAGGAACUACUCAAGAGAAAUUUCUAUUUGGUGCGCUUCGAUGCUUGCCUAGGUGUGAGUUCGAAUGAGCAUCAUUGGCUCUAGAUUGACCCGUCGGAGAGCGGCGCGUUUUCAGAGCGAACAAAAGUAUGUUUUGUUUUUGCUCAUGCUCGCCGCCCUGACCUUUUGGCGGGUCAAGCGUAUCAACUACGGUACGAAUAUAGACGCCACAAUUGCAACGUCCGAUCUUUUUCUGCUUCCCAUGUCGCUGUGGAAAGACACGAAAGCGGCACCCGACAAGGCAGCAUUGCAAAUGGCGAACGAAAAUUCGACGGUGCCAUCGGCCACCCGAGCCAACAAGAACAUCUCGAUUCUCGCACCGCCGCCCAUUCGGGCUUCUAAAAAAGCAACCAUCGCAUACGCUAUCAGUGUUACAGACUGCAAAAACCCAUUGGAUAAUCGUCUCGUCGACGGAGCGGCUGUUUUGAAGCACUCCAUUCACCUGGCCUCGAUUCGCAACCCAUCUGGCACUUCCCGGUACGAUUAUCACACGUACGCGUUUGUCCAUCCCAACGCGACUCAAUGCUCCUCCAUUUUGGAGCGAGCCGGAUACACUGUCCAGAUGCGGGAUACACCAAUAGAUACGGAUGAUAUCAACAAUACGGCCUACGCCGAGCGAUUGAACAACCCGAAUUCGGGGUGCUGUGGCGCAAGAGAAUUCCUCAAACUGUACUCGUACACGCUACUGGAGUAUCCAGUUGUGGUGCAUUUGGAUGUAGACGUGGUCAUCUUGAAACCGCUGGAUGAGCUGUUUGAUAUAAUGCUGCAACCCGCGAAUGCCACGAAGCACGUCAAGGACGCCAUGUGGAAUAAGACAGUGGCGCACUCGAUCGAUUCUAUGUUUACGCGCGACUAUCCCAUGAGCAAUUCCGUUGGAAAUCCAAACAAAGUCGGAAUGCAAGGCGGUUUUUGGCUAGUUCGUCCCAAUCUCACCAUUUACGACGAAUACCGACAAAUCAUUCUCCGCGGCGAUUUUGUACCCGGGUCAGGAUGGGGUGGCGCAGAGUAUCGGUACGGUGGAUUUUACGGUGCUGCACAGAUUCAGGGCAUUGUGCCGUACUUUUAUGGACGGUUCCACCCGCAGACUUUUGUGGAGCUGAAUCGAUGCGUGUAUAACCAAAUGGUUGAUAUACCAUAUCACGAAAAGUACGGCAAGUGUCUCACAGGAGAAGAAAUUUGUCAGGAUUGCCGAGAGGCUAACGUGGAGGAUAUAUACUCGGCUCAUUUUACGCUUUGUGGAAAGCCAUGGACUUGCCCGUCUAUUGAACAACACAGCAACAAAAGCGAGUCAUACAAGUGGAUGGAAAAGGUCUCACUUGUCGGCAAGAAAGGAGAGCUGUGUAUACGACUACACCGCGAAUGGCAUCGAAUCCGGCACAAUCUAGAAGUGAGCUGGGGAAUAAAGGAGCCUAUUGUGCAGGAUCCGUCUUUGCAACCCAAUGGGAGUAUAUCAGAGUAUUUUUAUGGACACUGUAAACGGACGCAAACGUUGUUGGAGCUAGACUACAACUAUGUUCCCUUGCGAUUUCCUGAUCAUUAGUUAUAGCAUUGUCUUGCAGACAUC